This is a messenger RNA of Ochotona princeps (American pika), 1378 nucleotides long. RefSeq names its product RNA-binding protein 26-like. The record is from RefSeq and is a predicted model, not a curated record. Lineage: Eukaryota; Metazoa; Chordata; Mammalia; Lagomorpha; Ochotonidae. The transcript has a single exon. Gene Ontology annotation, cellular component: nucleus. The coding region runs from base 1 to 759 and encodes 252 amino acids. Gene Ontology annotation, molecular function: RNA binding.
AUGUUAAUUUCAAAACUGGAGAAAAAUAAAGCAAUGAAAUCUGAAGAUAAAGCAGAAAUCAUGAAAACUCUUGAAGUUUUGACAAAAAAGAUCACCAAGUUGAAAGAUGAGGUCAAAGCUGCGUUUCCUGGUCGCUGUCUUCCAAAAAGUAUAAAGGCCAAGACUCAGAUGCAAAAACAAUUGCUUGAUACAGAGCUGGAUUUAUAUAAGAAGAUGCAAGCUGGAGAAGAAGUCACUGAACUUAGGAGGAAGUAUACAGAAUUACAGCUGGAGACUGCAAAACGAGGGAUUCUUUCCUCUGGUCGGGGUAGAGGAAUUCAUUCAAGAGGUCGAGGUACAGCUCAUGGCUGUGGCAGGGGUCGAGGGCGAGGGCGAGGGCGAGGUGUACCUGGUCACGCUGUGGUGGAUCACCGUCCCAGGGCAUUGGAGAUUUCUGCGUUUACAGAGAGUGAUAGAGAAGAUCUUCUUCCUCAUUUUGCACAAUAUGGUGAAAUUGAAGAUUGUCAGAUUGAUGACUCUUCACUUCACGCAGUAAUUACAUUCAAGACAAGAGUAGCUGCAGUUCAUGGAGCUCGUUUUAAAGGGCAGGAUCUAAAAUUGGCAUGGAAUAAACCAAUAGCUAACAUUUCAGCAGUGGAAACAGAAGAAAUUGAAGCUGAUGAAGAGGAAUUUCAGGAAGAGUCUUUGGUGGAUGAUUCAUUACUUCAAGAUGAUGAUGAAGAAGAAGAGGACAAUGAAUCUCGUUCUUGGAGAAGAUGAUUUGGCUGAUCACUGAUCUGCAUAUGCUAGAACUCUACCUGUGUUGCAUUAGGAUUAUCUAAUGUUACUUUACAUACUUGUAAAAACAAUUUUUGCUAAAAUGUGAUGAAGAUGGAUUUCACAAAUAUACAAAAAAGAAGAAAACUACCUUCUGAUCCUGUAUUUGAAAGAUUGAUAUUUACGUAUUAUUUCAGUAAACAGUUGCUAAAGACAUCACACUAGAAACAUAUGCAAUGUUUUUAUUACAUACUUCUACUGAACAUUACAGAAUUCUUUGGGCUCUUUGUAAUUUAAUGAAUAGGUCUGAAAACGUAUGACCAAUACUUGUUAUAACUUAGAGGAUUUUGUUUUACUCCAAAUAAGGAAUGAAUUUGCAUUUAAAAUCUUAAUGAAUGUUUUCAAAAUGAAUAGAUAACAUAGUGCUCUAACUAAAGUCUCCAAGUUAUGUAUUCAUGUUACAUAGUAGUAUGCUUAGGCUUUACUAUGUAUUAGGCUUUUGUUGGACUUGUGUAUGUAUUUUACCAUAUGGGUUUUAAUGAUAAUGGUGUAUGACUGCUUUACGUAUGAGUCCUUAUGCAUCUGGAUGUUAAAAAAAAUAAAGUGGAAUGGUCUCUUAAAA